Conger conger (European conger) is the source of this 1314-nucleotide messenger RNA. RefSeq names its product T-box transcription factor Tb (gene tbxtb). The record is from RefSeq and is a predicted model, not a curated record. Lineage: Eukaryota; Metazoa; Chordata; Actinopteri; Anguilliformes; Congridae. Gene Ontology annotation, molecular function: RNA polymerase II cis-regulatory region sequence-specific DNA binding; DNA-binding transcription factor activity, RNA polymerase II-specific. The transcript has 8 exons. The coding region runs from base 1 to 1314 and encodes 437 amino acids. Gene Ontology annotation, biological process: regulation of transcription by RNA polymerase II; mesoderm formation; positive regulation of DNA-templated transcription. Gene Ontology annotation, cellular component: nucleus.
AUGGCAUCUGAUACCAGCGAAUGCCCAGGGAAAAGUGUCCAAUACCGAGUUGACCAUCUUCUGAGCGCAGUUGAAAACGAAUUACAGGCGGGGAGCGAGAAGGGAGACCCCACGGAAAGAGAGCUCAAAGUCAGUUUGGACGAGAAGGAACUGUGGCAGAAAUUUAAGGAACUCACCAAUGAGAUGAUUGUAACCAAGAACGGCAGGCGAAUGUUUCCAGUACUGAAGGUGAACGUAUCGGGGCUCGACCCAAACGCCAUGUACUCGUUCCUGUUGGAUUUCGUGGCAGCAGACAAUCACAGGUGGAAAUACGUGAACGGAGAGUGGGUCCCCGGAGGAAAACCAGAACCACAGGCCCCCAGCUGCGUGUACAUCCAUCCAGACUCGCCAAAUUUCGGAGCGCACUGGAUGAAAGCUUCCGUCUCCUUCAGUAAAGUAAAAUUAACCAACAAGCUCAACGGUGACGGACAGAUCAUGCUGAACUCUCUACAUAAGUAUGAGCCCCGUAUCCACAUCGUGCGCGUGGGCGGCCCGCAGCGGAUGAUCACGAGCCACUCUUUCCCUGAGACGCAGUUCAUCGCAGUCACCGCGUACCAGAACGAAGAGAUCACGGCACUCAAGAUAAAAUAUAACCCUUUUGCCAAAGCUUUUUUGGACGCUAAGGAAAGAAUUGAUCAUAAGGACAUUAUGGAUGAUCUUGGGGACAACCAACAAUCUGGAUAUUCCCAAUUAGGUGGUUGGUUCAUUCCGAGUACGGGGUCUCUCUGUCCUCCAGGGAACCCUCACCCCCAGUUUGGGGGAUCCCUGUCCUUGUCCUCCUCCUCGCAUGGCUGUGACCGCUACUCCACCCUGAGGAACACCCGCUCUGCACCAUACCCCAGCCCCUACACCCACAGAAACCCAUCACCGACCAGUUACACGGACAACUCAUCAGCUUGCCUGUCCAUGCUGCCGUCCCAUGAGAACUGGUCCAGUCUGCAGAUGCCCACCCACUCCAGCAUGCUGCCCAUGGGCCACAGCACCAGCUCCAGCACCACCCCAAGUCAGUACCCCAGCCUGUGGUCAAUGGGUAACUCCUCCAUCACCCCAGUGUCCCAGUCUGCUGGGAUGCCCACCGCCCUGAGCUCUCCUUUCCUCCGAGGCUCCACCAGCCACUACCCAGGCCUGUCCCAUCCCACCUCCGUGCCCCCCUCUGGCUCCCCGCUGUACGACAGCACCAUCCCCACGGACUUACACGACAUGUCCCAGUACGACGUCUCGCCCCACGCCCGCCUAGCCACCGCCUGGACCCCCAUCACUCCCCCCUCCUUGUAG